UCAAAUAUGGGCACGAAUACUAUAUCUAGACUUUUCCUAUCGGAGUUGUUAUUGUUCACCAUUCUUGGAGGCUUUCCGUUUUCUGCUCAAGGAAUUCCCUUCCAAGCUGGAAAUCUGAAUAUAUCAAAGACCUUACAGGACUGGAGCUGUAGCAGUGGGUGUACGCCUUCUUUUCACUGUCGGUUGCCGCGCUGUACGAACGUUGUGUUCCCUACUGCUUUUAGUGGGAGGGUCCAAGUUUACGUGACGGUUAGCCAUGAUGAGAAGUUUUCGCGCGUCCAUUCACCCUCAGCUGUGUGGGUUCAGUCUGUCACUACACGUGGCUUUGAGGUGUGUGCACGUGAGUCAGGCAUUGGAUCAAAUGGAACAGGAAUUAUCAACUGGUUGGCUUUCCAAGGUCAUCCACAAAUGACGCGUGGUAGCGUUACUUUUAGCGGAAUAUGGACAACGGAAACAAAAUGCGACAAGAUAAAUUUAUCUCAGGGAUUUGUUGGAACACCUCACGUCUUUGUGUCAGCAAAGUAUACACGAGACACAAAGCCAGAUGAUGCCAUGUAUGUUUGGUUAGAAAAUGUCAGUUCUAAAAGUUUCGAGGUUUGCAUACGUGAAUUCUUACCGUUUGACGGGAAACAUCAAGACACAGUUGUGGACUGGUUUGCGUUCACUGGUAAUGGUUCUGAGUUCAACUUUUCGAGAGCAGGUGAAGUGAAUUUCCCAAAUAGUGGCAUCCCUAAAGCUGAAAAUAACUAUGGUUUCUGCCAGAAAGCGCACUUCAACACCACCUUUUAUGCAUCACCAAUUGUUCUUAUUUCUGUCCAUCACUUCUACAACCCUCAAGUCAGUGUGAAGAGUUCCAGUUCCCCAGAAAAUAACAUUGUUACAGCAUGGGUCGAGGAAGUCGGUCUAACAUCUAUGACGAUUUGUGUUAAAGACUUAAGCGGAGCUGGGAGUAAACAUGAUCCACUUUCCGUGAGCUAUGUCGUGAUUGGAGACAUAGAUCCAUGCCUUGGCGUUUACUGCCCAUCUUUUGGAGUUUGCAAAACUUACAGCGCCCAUGAAGCUCGCUGUGUGUGUAAUGACAAUUGUCCGUCCUAUCAAGAUCCGGUGUGUAGCGCAAACGGAACAACGUACGACAAUGAAUGUCGGUAUAAGUUGAGCUACUGCAGGGGACUGGACAAUAAUACGAUGUACCAUCCAGGAAGCUGUGAGGGUUUUCCAUUCCUGCGCGGCCGUGUUGAACUCCUUCACGUUCCAAAAUGGUCUGAGUCAGGCUGUAAGACAGUCAUUUUCCCGCCAUACCGAUUUUACCCAAACAAAGACGUCCACGUUCAACUUACUGUGAACCACAUCAACCUAAAUGACUCCGUGACAGUACAUCACGCAAUCACUUUAUGGACAGAAAACGUCAACACUCAAAAUUUCACAGUCUGCGCCAUGCAAGCCGGAAGGAAUGGAAACAACUUUAACCCAUUUGCGACUGUGGACUGGAUGGCCUACCAAGGAGCACCGAUAAAUGCGGUGGGUGGAAAAAUUAAGGUUCAAAAAUGGUGGUCUGGGACCAAAUGCGAAGAUGUGACCUUUCCUAAGGACAUGUUUAAGGAAGAUCCAGUAACUCUUGUGACGGCUGAACACGUAAGGACUGGAAAAAAGUACGAUGCUGCUUUAAUAUGGACAGAGGAUACAACCAAAACCUCAUUUAAAGUUUGCCUCCGUGAAAUGCAAAACUUUGAUGGAAAACACGAAGACAUAUACGUGGGUUGGUUGGCAUUUUCUAAGCUGCGCAAACCUCUCUUCACUGAGUAUGGCUCUGUAAAGUUUCCAAACACGAAGCAGCCAUCAGACGAAAGCAACAAUGCCUAUUGUGAGUUUGUGCAUUUUACAAGGAGCUACAACGUGACACCAUCAGUUUUAAUCACAGCCAAUCACAGCACCUCAGAAAGUGGAAAUUCGGCAGCGGUUCACAAUGGAAUAACAGCUUGGAUUGAGAAUAUGAACACAACAGGCUUCAGAACCUGCGUAAAAGAAGUGUAUGAAACUCGAUAUGAUCCACUCUCAGUCAGUUAUGCCGUUGUGACAGAUAUAUGUGAUCCAGGGUGGAGUUAUUUUAAUGGUUACUGCUACUUCACGAGUGAAACCUGUACAAACUGGACAAACGCAUUAAAAAAAUGCCACGACAAGAAUUCAGUCCUUAUUGAUGUCAAUACCAAUGAAGAAAAUGUCUACAUACAACAUCGCCAUAAUGGAGAUAAUUCAUGGCUGGGUUUGAAUGACAGAUCAACAGAGGGCGACUUUACUUGGGUGGCCCAUGGACAUGGAAAUUUUACAGCCUGGGCCAAAAAUCAGCCAAAUAACUUCAAAGAGGAGGAUUGUGUGCACGCACUUGGUGUGAAAUACAAUUAUGAAUGGAACGACGUGCAGUGUAGUGAUUGUCAUCAGUUUACUUGUAAGAAAGACUUGAACGAAUGUAAUAAAGAGACGCAUCACUGUGACCAGAGUUCGUCUUGCUCUAACACGCAGGGUUCGUACAAGUGCGCGUGCAAUCAAGGACACGUUGGAGAUGGAUUUUCUUGUUAUAGAUACGCAAGAGGCUUGGAAUACUCAAGUAUCGUGGGAAACAGUCAGUAUUUCCUAACCUGGCUUAGUGAAUGGUUGGAGCCUGUGACUCGCUCUUCUUCUUACUGGAAUCGUUGCUAUCGGGCUUCUGUAAAUGGCUGGUCCACCUAUAACUUCCACUCGUGUUGUGAUGGUAAAGGUCCCUCGGUUACUAUCAUCCGGGUGGGAAAAUAUAUUUUUGGGGGAUACACAAGUUAUUCAUGGACUUACAGUUGUGCGUACCGGUACAGUGCAUCGGCCUUUGUGUUCUCAUUGGUUAACAAGCCAGGCUGGGUACCAGUGAAACUGUCUCAAACACGACAGUCUAUUUCUGAUCCCACUUCCACAUACAGUUGUUCAAGGUAUGGACCCACAUUUGGUGGAGGACACGCUAUUUGCAUCGCAAGCUACGCCUCAUCCAACAAAAAUUCUUACUCAAACCCUGGAUACACUUACAGUCCACCAUCUGGCCACAGUUAUGGCAGCUCCUUCGCCCGAUCGUUCAUGGCAGGAAGUUACAAAUUUCAACCUGAUGAAGUUGAAGUGUUUUAUGAAACUACUUGAAAGAAACGAACCUCAGGGAUACUACUCUUGUCUCGAUUUUUGCAAAAACAAUAAUCUUGAACAGAUGGUUAUUCAAUCGUGCUAAAAGCAUUCGGAUGUUAGCAUCAGUGUCCAAUAGAGAGUUAGCAUAUCCUGAGAGAACUUUUGCGAAUGACAAAUACUGAAGCCCUGACAGUUAGUAAUUUACAAUCACUUCAAGACAGAAGAAUCAUAGCGUGCGAAAGGUUUAUUACCAGUCUUAAAUCAGAUAACUCUGCGCACAAGCUCGUUAGAGGUCGCAUAGUAGAUACUCAAUAGUUACGCAUUAAGAUCUAGAGAAAGAAAUUUAAAUAUCCGUGGCACCUCGACCAUCAGGUUUAAGAACUUCAUUUAAAACAAGUACGCUUUAUGCAUUACACGUGACUAGUUUUGCCAUUAUUUUGUCAUUAUAUACUUGUUGGUUGCUAAUACAAUCAAUUUUUCCCUAGCUAUAUAUUUUGUGUUAUUGCUUUAUUAUUCUU
Messenger RNA from Pocillopora verrucosa, 3656 nucleotides. The record is from RefSeq and is a predicted model, not a curated record. NCBI's taxonomy places the organism in Eukaryota, Metazoa, Cnidaria, Anthozoa, Scleractinia, Pocilloporidae.